This is a messenger RNA of Cherax quadricarinatus, 9510 nucleotides long. The record is from RefSeq and is a predicted model, not a curated record. NCBI's taxonomy places the organism in Eukaryota, Metazoa, Arthropoda, Malacostraca, Decapoda, Parastacidae.
ACAGCAAGGAGAUCAUCUCGUAUUAUUGAGAAGACCAAACUCUCAGCAAUACCAGUCUCUUCAUCCUUUAGAGAAAGUGCUGAAAAAAUUCUGCCUCGUGGACGGUGUAAACACUUAGUUACUUUGACUGCCACAAGCUCAGCAAGACAAGGAUCAAUGUCUUCAAAGAUCACCUCCAGAGAUAAUGUUGGUAAAUGUGUCGAUACCUCGGAAGAUAGUGUGUUGUUUACUCGAGGUAAAUUGAACACUAAGGGAACUGGUUCAUCAGUAAGUCAGAAUUGCACAUUUGUAUUAAAGGGAAAACUGUCUACAACCAAUAAAACGGAACCAGUUCAUGAAAACCACUCAAGUAAAUUGAAUCGUAAAAAGAAAACUGCUAAGAAGGAAAGCUCUUCAAGGUUACCAUUUAUUAAAACUGAGAGUAACUCUCAAGUUUCAUUAACUAGUGCUCCAUUUAAGAAUGCAAAUAAACAGUCAGGAAAAGGCACCAAUAAAACUAGCAAAGCUUCUGUUGUGAAUGAGAAGAAAUCCUCAGACAUUGGUAAGAAAAGGCUAAAAGAUAUGGAAGAAGCUUCUGGCGAGUCAUCAUGCAUGGGACUGCGUUCCAGGAAUCGACAGCAGAUGUCGAGUCUAAAUUGUCAGACUAGUACCAUUGGGCAAACUUCUACAAUUAAGUGCGGAAGAGGUAUUAAAAGCAGUAAGCCUUUAAAUAAGGCGCUGAGUAAUACUAGUGACCAAAAGAAAGGUGCAGUUAAUGCCACUCAGCAGCACCAGAAGCCAAGUACUGCACAAUCUGCAGGACCAUGUGUUGUAAAAUAUGAAAAUUUAAGGAAAAAUAAACAUGAAAUUAGCAUAGAUGAACCAAGUGUACCAGCCUCAUUACCCAAAACAAGAGGUGCAGCUACCAGAACAUCUGUACGUGUUAAGAAAGGUGACGCAGAACCUACAACAGUCCGCAGCAAGCUGCCGGGAGGCUCAGUUUUAACUAAAGCAGGACAGUCCUCUAACACAGAAAAGUUGCCUGGGGGUGGUGGGAUACUAAAAUCAUACCCUCUGCGGAAUCGACUGCGCCUUAGUGACGGUGGGGGCGGUGGUGGUGGUGGUGGUGUCGGCAGUGGUGGUGGUAGUAACCCGCUUACUGCUGGCCGCUUGGAGCAGCAGGGUCAGUCACAGUCUUUGCCAUCAUCACCUUCCUCCCAAGGAGUUGCCUUCUUGGCUGAUACCUUCAGGAGACUGAGGGAGUCACGGCGCUCGUCGCAGGAACAGUCGUCUGCAACAAGUAAACGAAACACAACGCAGACCAAAGAUUCGAGACAGUCGGCAGGAACUUGGAAGAGAACACACGGAGCCAAAAAAUCACCUCUUUCUUCUAAACGCAGUAGUCGCAGUAAAACCAACAACACGGGGUCGUGUGCCAGUAGCAGCCAGCACUCAUCAAGAGGGUGCGGGAAGGUGAGCUUUGGCAGCAGUGGCUCAGGCAUGUCUGGGUCACAUGGUGGCCAUGAGGGUUCCUCGACAUCGUCAUCAGGCCCCCCACAGGCUUCACCCCAUGGUGCUUGUUCCACCACAGGUACCCCAGGAGGCACAGGUUCAGUUGGAGUUCCUCCUGCCACCACCACGGCCUCCGCUGCUCUUCAUGUGGCACCCUCCACCUCUACUACCUCUAGCCUACUACCUACAGCUUCAUUGGCUACACUUGGAGCCAUAGGUGGUGGAAGUAGCAGUGGGGCAAGUGGUGGAGGCCUAACUGGCAGCAUUGGAGGACUCAUGGGUGCACCAACAGAUAGUGAAAGUGAGGAGAAUGAGAUGGGACGGUUAGAAACACUCUUGGCUUCGCGUGGUCUUCCUCCUAGCCUGUUUGGGGCAUUAGGACCUCGCAUGCAACACAUUUUACACCGCUCAGUCUCUUCUUCCAUUAGUUCCAAAGCACAACAGCUCCUGGUAGGCUUGCAAGCAAAUGGAGAGGAAAGUGAGCAGCUUCAAGCAGUUAUAGAAAUGUGUCAGUUGUUAGUCAUGGGCAAUGAAGACACACUGGCUGGUUUCCCUAUUAAACAAGUCACUCCGGCACUAAUAAACUUACUUAAUAUGGAGCACAAUUUUGAUAUGAUGAAUCAUGCUUGUCGAGCCUUGACGUAUAUGAUGGAGGCCCUGCCAAGAUCAUCAGCUGUGGUGGUUGAUGCAGUGCCUGUGUUCUUAGAGAAGCUUCAGGUCAUCCAAUGCAUGGAUGUUGCAGAACAGUCUCUCACUGCACUUGACAUGCUCUCCCGUAAACACUCCAAGGCGAUAUUGCAGGCUCAUGGAGUUUCUGCAUGUUUGAUGUACAUAGACUUCUUUUCAACUGGGGCUCAACGUGCAGCUUUGAGCAUUACGGCAAACUGUUGUCAGAACCUCACUGCGGACGAGUUCCAUUUCAUAGCAGAUUCUCUUCAACUUUUGUCAUCAAGACUCACUUCACAGGGAGACAAGAAGUGUGUAGAAAGUGUGUGCUUAGCAUAUAGUCGACUGGUGGACUGUUUCCAAAAUGACCCCAAUCGCCUUCAGGAGAUAGCUAGCCAUGGCCUAUUAUCCAACAUUCAGCAGUUGCUGGUCAUGUCCCCACCGGUGUUGAAUAGUGGAACAUUCAUCAUGGUAAUACGAAUGCUGUCCCUCAUGUGCAACAAUUGUCCUGAACUGGCUGUUCAACUUUUGAAAAAUAAUAUUGCACAUACGUUGUGUUACCUUCUCACUAAUUCAACUGAACCUCCUGCAGCACAAGUAGAGUUAGUAUCUCGGAGCCCACAAGAGUUGUACGAGAUCACUUGCCUAAUUGGAGAGUUGAUGCCAAUGCUUCCCUCCGAUGGAAUCUUUGCUAUUGAUGGAGCCUUGCAGCGACCUUCUGGCUGCACUCAGGAUGCUGUUAUGUGGCAGUGGCAAGAUGACAGAGCUACCUGGCAGAAUUACUCCACAAGUGACUCAAGAAUUAUAGAACAUUCUCAUCAGUCAGGAGAGGAUGAAAUAAGCCUAUGUAUUCAAGGUCGUGCCUACACCAUAGAUUUUCAUUCGAUGCAGCAAAUCAACGAUAACUCGGGCACCAUGCGGUCUGUUCAAAGGCGCAUGAUGCCUGUAGGCUUAGGUGGAACUGUGCUUAUGACCACUCAGGCUACAGAUGCCCGAGCAAAGUGCCUACGUGAAGAUUCAGAGUUGGCAUCCACUCUCAUCCGCUCUCUAUUUAGUUUGCUGUAUGAGGUGUACAGUUCAUCUGCGGGACCUGCUGUGCGAUACAAGUGUUUACGGGCAUUACUAAGGAUGGUACAAUUCUCUAGUCCUGACCUUCUCCAGCAGGUGUUGAAGAGCCAAAGCGUGUCCUCACACUUGGCUACGAUGUUGUCAUCGCACGACUUGAAAAUCAUUGUUGGAGCCAUUCAGAUGGCAGAGAUCCUCAUGUCAAAGUUACCAGAGAUAUUUGCAAUUUAUUUUCGCCGUGAGGGUGUAAUGCAUCAAAUCAAGCGGUUAUGUGACCCUGAUGCUACCUUGGGAGCACCAUCGACUAAAUUGAGUAGUCCAGAGCUAUCCUUAGGAUCUGGUCGCAUUGGAACCCAGAGUUCAACCAGUCCUUUGCUGACAGGCCGUCCAUUUAAUGGCAAUUGCUUGGACACUACCCCAACUCUUCCUACUCCUCCAAGCCAGGAUGAUGAUAAAUUGCAGAGCCCAUCGCAACUAAGACUUUAUGAUGUACUAAAGCGCAAGCGCACAGCUCGUAUGCGUACUGGAACGUGGAGAAAAAGUAGACAGGAAGAUUCAACAUCGUCGUCAUUCAGUGAAUUCUUCAUGAAAAAUGCAGGCUUGGGUGGUGGUCGAGACACUUGGAGAGGAAUGGCCAGUCGAACCAAACUGGUGGCUGGUAACAAUAGUAGUAAUUCAACGAGCAGCAGCGGAGGCGGUAGCAGUAGCAAGUCGUCUUUUCUUGCAAACUUCAACCCUUCACGCUGGGGAAGGUGCAAUUCUGCCACGUCUUCUCCCUCGCACGAAUCGCCCACGGGAAAGUGCAACUUGCAACGUCACCCAGACUGCACAAGAUUAAGACAGUGGCGUGGAGGACCAGUUAAGGUUGAUCCCUUGGCUUUGGUGCAGGCCAUUGAACGUUACCUAGUUAUCAGAGGUUAUGGUCGACUCAGGGAUGAAGAUGAUGAUAACUCUGAUGAUGACAAUUCAGAUGAAGAUAUAGAUGAUACUUUGGCUGCUGUAUCAGUUAACCAGAGUUCUUCAAGUCACAAACUCCAAUUUGUCAUCAGUGAUCAUGUCUUGCCAUACAACAUGACUGUCUACCAAGCAAUCAGACAGUUUUCGUCACCCUCUGAUGCCAGCGCCUCCGAAGCAGACACAGAUACCGAGACUCCGAUUUCUCACUCUGCUAUAUGGCUACAAACGCAUACUAUAUACUACAGACCUGUGCAGGAGGAGGAACAAAGUCGAAGUUCUGGAGGUAGAAAAGGAAAAGCAGGAGGCUCAAAAACCAGUCCAAAGAAGAAAGCAGAUACUCUUGUUGGAGAUGGAAGUAUAGUGGGAGGGAAUAAUAGUGUUCUAGACCAGUACCUGACUCUUACUCUUCCGGCUAGUGUAACUGUAAGUGACCCAAGUAUCGAAGUGCUGGCACUACUGCGGGUUCUCCAUGCCUUGAACAGACAAUAUGGUUCCCUUUAUCCCCCAGCGUGUUACCCGUCCCCUCUUCCUACUGCUGAAUUCAUAAAUCUCAAACUAACGGCUAAAGCAAAUAGACAAUUGCAGGAUCCUUUAGUUAUAAUGACUGGGAAUGUUCCACCAUGGUUGCCUCAAAUUGCUUAUGUUUGUCCAUUCCUGUUUCCAUUUGAGACCCGCCAGCUGCUCUUCUAUGCAGUUUCUUUUGACCGUGACCGAGCCUUACAACGACUUAUGGACUCCUCUCCUGAGCUCAAUUCUGUUGAUAGUAGUGAAAGAGUUACCCCAAGGCUUGAAAAGAGAAAGAGAACUGUCUCUCGUGACGAUAUUCUCAAACAGGCUGAAUCUGUGAUAAGUGAUUUGGCUUCUUCAAGAGCCAUGUUAGAAAUUCAAUAUGAUAAUGAAGUAGGGACAGGUUUAGGACCUACUUUAGAAUUUUAUGCUCUAGUUUCUAAAGAGCUUCAGAAAGCAGACUUGGAACUGUGGCGUGGUGAAACAGUUACUGUGGAAGAGAGAACUGAAGAUAAUCCAGGAAAAGCAGUGAAAUACGUUAAUGCCAGCAAUGGCCUUUAUCCGUUACCUGUGCCCAGAAACAUGAAAUCUGCGCACAUGACCAAAUUAAGAACAAAAUUCAGAUUCCUUGGAAAAUUUAUGGCAAAGGCAGUCAUGGAUUCGAGAAUGUUGGAUUUGGGUCUUCAUGAGUGUGUGUACAAAUGGCUGUUGAGUGAAGAAUGGUCCCUAGGUUUAGGGGAUGUAACCUCACUAGACCCCACUCUGGGACACACCCUAGACCGCCUUCAUUAUACUGUGUUACACAAGAGACGAGUCGUGCUACAGGCAGAGCAGGAAGGAAUCUCAGGGGCAGAACUCCAGAGGCGUUUAGAUGCUUUAAUGGUGGAUGGUUGCAGUGUGGAGGACCUAGCGCUGACUUUUACACUGCCUGGUUACCCUAACAUAGAAUUCCGUAAAGGGGGCGCAGAUAUGCCUGUCACCAUAAAUAAUCUUGAUCAGUACCUACAACUGGUGAUAGAAUGGCUAGUGCGGGAAGGAGUGAGAAGACAAAUGGAAGCCCUCCGUGAAGGAUUUGAAUGUGUGUUUCCACUGACACAACUCCAUGUGUUCUACCCCGAAGAGCUGGAGCAGUUAUUCUGUGGCUGCUCCGAUGCAUCACAGUGGGACAUGAAGCAGCUGGCAGAGUGUUGCCGGCCUGAUCACGGUUAUACGCACAAUUCUCGAGCAGUCAAGUUCCUUUUGCAAAUUUUGUCUGAAUACACACCUGCUCAACAGAGAUCUUUCUUGCAGUUUGUCACAGGUUCACCCCGGCUUCCUGUUGGAGGUUUCAGAAGUCUAACUCCAGCACUCACUAUUGUAAGAAAAACAUUCGAGGCAGGAGAGAACCCUGACGACUUCUUACCUUCUGUGAUGACCUGCGUUAAUUACCUGAAACUACCAGACUACUCCAGUAUUGAUAUUAUGCGUGCCAAAUUGGAAAUAGCGGCUAGAGAGGGCCAGCACAGCUUCCACCUCUCUUAGGAUGAACUGACAUUCUUGCAAGCUGAUGCUCAACCCACCAAUUAUUGGGCUUCACAUUGUUAUAUCCUAUGUUUUGUUUUGGAGCAUUGUGUCCAACAUCAUGUGUUGUCAAGAUAGUGUGACAAGAGACAACAAAGGAAAAUGGAACUGUCAUACUCCCUGCUCAUGAAUCCUUGUUGGCAGAGCAUUUACUGAAGUCAUGAUAGUUUAUCUUAAUUAUGAUUUGUGAUUUCUAUAUCAUUCCUGGGGAUGUGUUCUUACCUGUGCCUGUUGACAAUUUUUUUUUUUUGAGUUCUUUACCAUCUCAUAUCCCUCAGCUCAACGGUACAGCCUGAUUUAUUAUGUAUUUGUAGUUGCUCGGCUUCUGCUAACUAGGGCAGUGUGAACCCUUGCAGGUAGUUCAGCAACUUGCUACCCCAUGAAAAAUUAUUAGCCUAUAACAGAUUAAAUAAAUAUUUGGACAUCUUUCUAUAUCAGUGCUUUAUUUUAGCCUUGUAUUAUUUUUUUGAGAGAAAUGACCGUUUGUAGUACGCAUAAAACAUGAACUGUGAUAUCCCCGUUUUUCAGGUUCCCAAAAGCAGGUUUGCUUACAGAGCUGGUAUUGGUCCCACCAUUUAAUGACAGAUGUUGGGCACACUGGAGAAAUAGGAUCCCAGCAUUUUCAGCAAUGACCACAAAUUAAUUCCUGAGAGUUAGUCACAUAAAGACAUUUGCAGAGCAUUAGGAUGUUAUCCAUUAAUUGAUCUCGUCAUUCUUUCCACUUGGAGAAUGUUUUGCCUUGUUUCUGACUGCCCACCUUACAAUGGUAUGCCAUACAAGUGUGGGUCAUUGUUAGGAUUUGAGUUUUUGUACAUAGACUUGGCUCAUUAUAAAUGAGAUUCCAGAACCCAAGAACACUUUAGUUUGGUUAGUAUACAAUGACUUAGACCAUCUCAUACUGGGGACCUUCUCACUAACAUUGCUUACGAAUAUCAGACCUAGUCAUUUGAUAGCAUCAUCCUGGAUAUACAGUGGACCCCCGAUUAACGAUCUUUUUUCAUUCCAGAAGUAUGUUCUGGUACCAGUACUGACUGAAUUUGUUCCCAUAAGGAAUAUUGUGAAGUAGAUUAGUCCAUUUCAGACCCCCAAACAUACACGUACAAACGCACUUACAUAAAUACACUUACAUAAUUGGUGGCAUUUGGAGGUGAUCGUUAAACGGGGGUCCACUGUAUUUGUAAUUUCUUUAGUUUUUAGAAAAAUGCGUUUUGUUCUUAAAUCAUAAAACUAUUUCGACUAGAAAUACAUAUAUUGUUAUUUAUGGAACAUUGUUUACCAUGCUCAAUUUAUUAUUACGACUUCAGUUUUGUCUGAUAAAUAACUGCAGGUCAGUGCAAAAGAAUGGGCAUUAAUAAAUACUUUUACUAAAGGAUCGGGUAUUUUUGCAAUGUAGUAUACUUCUAAUGUCGUUACUGUAUCUAAAAUGAUUUGAGUUUCAACUGAGAUCUGUUUUGUUUGGGAAAUAUUUUAAAAGGUACAGUUUGGAUGUUGGUGGGACUACUAGAAUAUUAAACCAAAUAUAUGUAAGUUUUUUUUUUUUCCAUAAUUUAUGGUUGAGCUGGUCUAGGUGAAUGAGUUGAACAUUCAUACAAAGUGGAACGUAUUACAGGAGUGAAGUUUCAGCAGGUGGACAAGAAAAGCUAUGCAUUAUUGAAGGCUGAGCCAGGCUUUAUUAUCAAGCAAAGACUAUUUUUUGAACUCUGCCAACAUACCAAAUCUGACAAUUGCUUGUCAGUUGUUUUUCUUCAUUGGUUAUAUAAGCACCAAUCAUUUUUUUUCUGUAUUUAAUAUAUGCAGUAUUUUUUUUAUUUUUUCUUCCUCUGGGCUUUUUUGUGUUAUAACACCUGCUGGAUUAGCCUUAAACUGCUCUCAAAUUUUAUAUAUUUUUGUUAAAUGGAUAUUUUUUAUUUAUUGAUAGUAUUUUUUCAAAGUUGGUGUUACAGGUGCAGAGGCAUGAGUUUUCAGGUAUACAGGAAAUGUAUAGACAUAAAGAAGCAAUGGUCUUGGCGUAUGGUAAUUGCAAGUUGCAUUUUCUUAGUUACGCAACAGUGAAGAUGUGUUGAUAGCGAACAAUAGACACAAAUGCAUUAUACUGCUUUUGUCUAUUUUUCCAUCGUGACGGUAUUUAUACCACUUACGUUUCUCCACUGAUAGUGAAAGCCGGUUACGUAUUUGGCACCUCAUGCUUCGGCACCUGUUACUCUGAACUCGUCAAUGAAUUGAUGCUCCUGGCAUGUCCAUUGUAUGUAUUGUGAAUACAUGUCAUGUUUAUCAGUGCCUACUUUAAAUAUCAGAUUGAUGUAUAUAAGUAUAUUGAAAUCACACAAGUGUAAUACACAGUACAUAAUAGUUUUUACAGAAAACAAAAAUGUGAUAAUAUUAAAAAGAGUAGCCAAGAACAUGUUGCUAUGAAUGUGUAAGUUAAGGUUUUGUAUCUGCCUUGUGAACCUCAGUUGAUUAUUGCUAGUAACAUUUGUGAUAGUAUUUUUUUUAGUCACUUUCUUUUUGUGUGUAAUUGAGUAUUAAAUUCAGCACAUGUUGACGUUCUUGAUUGUCCUUUCUGUUGUUUUUAACCCCCCAUAAAUGUGUGUGAAAAUGGUUUUGUCCUCGGGCAGUUUGAAUCGGGUUUUUAUUUUGAUAAUUUUUUAAACCUGCUUUGAGUUUUACUUGGAGAGUUGAUAAAAUAUAUAUCUUAAAUUUUUUUUUUUUUUUUUUUUUCUAAUUUAAGGACAAAACUUAAAUUUGGAACAAACUUAAUGUUCCAGGGUUCAUAAUGUGGAUCCAUUCUUAAUUUUAGAGAAAACGUCUCAGUGCUCAUUGCUGUGUGUCGGUCUGUUUUAAUUCUCGACACGCAUUCCGUUGUUUCAACCAUUUCAGUGCAGUUGUAUAAAAUGGCUAAUAUGGUUUCUGUGUACCAUUUAAGAUCAGUAAUUUUGGAGUAUUAAUUACUCCAAAAUUACUGAUCUUAAAUGGUACAAUAUCUAGGUAUUUAAAUGGAAAGAUACUGUGUAAUGUCAAUUUCUCCCUCUGUGGUAUGACCCAUGUGGUUUUGACGCAUUUUUGUGAAUAUAUGUUUAGCAUGAGUUUCACAGCUAAAAUGUUUGUCUAGGCCUUAAUUUUUCAUACAUUGUAUUUCGUGAAACCCUCCACAUGAGACUGUGAUCAAUUCAAUUUAUACCUUGUUCAGUUCCUUGUAUUAGACAGGGUUUUACCUUAUAUUAGUUGUUAAGACAUGGUUUUUUAAAUUAGAAAUUUUGAGACAUU